GCCGAAGAAAAAUGCGUCUAUGGCCGUCUGGUGACGGGACAUCCGAACCACCGGUGUUCCUGGAGUGGAGAUCAUCGAAGUUUUUUAUUAUAUUUGUGGUGGUGUUUGCAGUUUUCACGGACAUCUUACUAUAUGGACUAAUAGUUCCUGUGACCCCAACUGCCCUACACGAGAGAGUUGGCCUAUCGGAAGAUAAUGAACAGAGCUGGACAUCUAUCUUGCUGGCGCUCUACGGAGCAGCUCUGCUGGCGUUCUCCCCUAUUGCUGGAUACAUAGCUGAUCGAAUUGAGUCACGGUGGUGGCCUCUAUUAAUUGGCUUGAUUGCCUUGGGUGCCUCUACAGCGUUGCUUUGUGUUGGUACCCAUAUCGGUCUCUGGAUCGCUGGUCGCCUAUUCCAGGGAGCAUCGGCGGCAGUUGUCUGGACAGUAGGAUGUGCACUUCUAGUCGAUACAGUGGGUAAAGACGAGCUUGGACAAGCGUUGGGCUAUAUCGGCAUGGGGAUGACCCUUGGAAUAAUGGGAGGUCCCCUCCUCGGCGGUGUUAUUUAUGAACAUGGAGGGUAUUAUGCUGUUUUUGGAUUAGCCUUCGCCUUGAUCGGAUUGGACAUCUUGUUCCGGAUUAUUAUGAUCGAGAAGAAGUAUGCCGCGAAAUGGCUCCCUCCCCAAGAGGUAUCCUCCGAAGGCGAGAAGAUGGAUAACGAAGCUGCCUCGCAAGACGCCACGGAAUCUUCUGACUCUGCUACGCGGAGAAGCGAUCACAAUAGAGAAGGGAAUCCGCAAACUGUAGCACCUGCAUUGUCAAGGAGCUCACAAACGAUUGAGAAACCAAAUGACCAAGGCCUCGACAAUUCCAGUCACUUGACAACCACCCAGCCCCACCCAGCGAGGGCUAUACUCACUCUACUAGCGUCGCAUCGCAUGAUAGUCACUAUAUGGGCAUAUUUUAUCCUCUCGGUCGCCUUGACUUCUCUUGACAGUGUGCUUCCCCUUUAUGUGCAAGACACUUUUCACUGGGGGCAGACAGGCCAGGGAUUGAUCUUCGUGCCUUUAUCCAUCCCGCACUUCAUAGACCCCUUAGUGGGCUUCAUCAACGACAAAUUCCCGAAUGCACGACGCUACCUUGCAGCAGGUGCACUUUUCGCCACUGUCCCAGUCAUUGUCUGUUUUAGGUUCGUUACGGAGGACUCAAUGAGACAAAAGGUACUGCUCUGCGCCCUAUUAGCUCUUCUGGGAGCCUGUCUGGCUUUCCUCAUGCCGCCCAUCUUGGUGGAAGCCUCAUAUAUUGUACAAGAGAAGGAGGAGAAGAAUCCCAAUAUAUUUGGUAAAGGGGGGGCCAUGGCUCUUUCAUAUGGGAUUUUGAAUGCAGCCUUUGCUGCAGGCAGUAUAGUCGGGCCGUUUUUUGCAGGAUUUAUUCGAGAAAGUGCCGGUUGGGCGACGAUGUCGUGGGCCCUUGCAUUACUGACGGGCGUGUCGGCUGUACCAGUGCUGCUGUUCUUGGGUGGAUUCAUUUUCAAGAACCAGAGGAAUGUGGAACCUCAGUCUGCUGCGUGAUUUGCG
Molecule: messenger RNA, 1556 nt
Organism: Aspergillus caelatus
Lineage: Eukaryota; Fungi; Ascomycota; Eurotiomycetes; Eurotiales; Aspergillaceae
Product: MFS transporter
Exons: 5
Coding region: 12-1550 (512 amino acids)
Biological process (GO): transmembrane transport
Molecular function (GO): transmembrane transporter activity
Source: RefSeq, a predicted model, not a curated record